This is a messenger RNA of Thlaspi arvense, 450 nucleotides long. The record is from the annotation of a GenBank genome assembly. Lineage: Eukaryota; Viridiplantae; Streptophyta; Magnoliopsida; Brassicales; Brassicaceae.
ACGGUGGCGUUGAGAGAGAUCAGGAAGUACCAGAAGAGCACCGAGCUACUGAUCCGCAAGCUUCCUUUCCAGAGGCUUGUCCGUGAGAUUGCUCAGGAUUUCAAGACGGAUCUGAGGUUUCAGAGCAGCGCCGUCGCGGCUCUUCAGGAGGCAGCGGAGGCUUACCUGGUUGGAACCGUGGCUUUAAGAGAGAUCAGGAAGUACCAGAAGAGCACGGAGCUUCUGAUCCGUAAGCUCCCGUUCCAGCGUCUGGUUCGUGAGAUCGCUCAGGAUUUCAAGACGGAUCUGAGGUUCCAGAGCAGCGCCGUCGCGGCUUUGCAAGAGGCGGCGGAGGCUUACCUUGUGGGUUUGUUUGAAGACACAAAUCUGUGUGCGAUUCACGCCAAGAGGGUCACCAUCAUGCCCAAGGAUAUCCAGCUCGCAAGGAGGAUCAGAGGUGAACGAGCUUGA